Molecule: messenger RNA, 1339 nt
Organism: Rubroshorea leprosula
Lineage: Eukaryota; Viridiplantae; Streptophyta; Magnoliopsida; Malvales; Dipterocarpaceae
Source: the annotation of a GenBank genome assembly
AGAUCAAGGGAUUCUCACAAACAACAAUAUCCUGGCUCGGCGACGGCGAGGUUGCAUUUCAGGCUGAUAACCAAUUUUCAAGAUAUAAGGAGCUGCCGACAAGAAUUUGAAAGGUGAGGAGAUUAGGUUCUGAUAGUGGGAAGAAAAACCAGGAAUAAUGCCUCCAUUGAAGAUUGAGACGGGUCAUGAGGACACUGUCCAUGAUGUGGCCAUGGAUUAUUAUGGAAAGAGGUUGGCAACAGCUUCAUCUGAUACCACCAUCAAGAUCAUUGGUGUAAGCAACUCUGGUUCACAGCAACUGGCUACUCUACAUGGUCAUAAAGGACCUGUUUGGGAGGUUGCCUGGGCACACCCCAAGUUUGGAUCAAUCCUUGCUUCCUGUUCUUAUGAUGGUCAAGUGAUAAUCUGGAAGGAAGGUAAUCAGAAUGAGUGGGUGCAGUUUCAUGUCUUCAAUGAUCAUAAGUCAUCAGUGAACUCCAUUGCAUGGGCGCCACAUGAACUUGGCCUCUGCUUGGCUUGUGGGUCUUCUGAUGGGAACAUCUCAGUUUUUACUGCUAGGGCUGAUGGUGCUUGGGACACCACAAGGAUAGACCAAGCCCACCCAGUUGGAGUGACAUCAGUUUCUUGGGCUCCAUCAACAGCACCAGGUGCUUUAGUUGGAUCCAGUCUCCUGGACCCUGUUCAGAAACUGGCUUCUGGUGGGUGUGAUAAUACUGUGAAAGUGUGGAAGCUGUACAAUGGGACUUGGAAGAUGGACUGUUUCCCUGCCCUGCAGAAGCACACCGAUUGGGUGCGGGAUGUUGCAUGGGCACCUAACCUGGGGCUUCCAAAAUCUACAAUCGCAAGUGCUUCUCAAGAUGGAACUGUUGUUAUAUGGACCUGUGCUAAAGAAGGGGAGCAAUGGGAAGGGAAGGUUUUGAAUGAUUUCAAGACCCCUGUUUGGAGAGUCUCAUGGUCACUGACUGGAAAUCUGUUGUCUGUGGCUGAUGGAAAUAACAACAUAACAUUGUGGAAGGAGGCUGUUGACUGCCAGUGGCAACAAGUGAGUGCUGUAGAGCCAUAAAGUGCCAUAAAUUUCAAAUUUUCCAUUUUAUAUUGCUACAAUCAUUUUAGUGUCUUUUUUGCCUUACUACUUUAUUAGAAUGCAGUCUGUAGUGUCUAUUAUAACUAUUUCUAGUCACGGUUUUCAUGUUUCCCCUCUCCUCUGAAUACUUUGAUUGUAUUGUGAAGCUAUUAUUUUUUGACAAACCCAGAUGAUCGGUUUUCAUAUUUCUUUACCCAAUUGAUUAUACAUCAAUCUGCUUGUGUGUUUGACAUCAACCAACAAUGCCUGUUUCUG